Molecule: messenger RNA, 1265 nt
Organism: Aphanomyces astaci
Lineage: Eukaryota; Oomycota; Saprolegniomycetes; Saprolegniales; Verrucalvaceae
Exons: 4
Coding region: 23-1225 (400 amino acids)
Source: RefSeq, a predicted model, not a curated record
CAAAUCUUUUGUGAAGAAUCACAUGACAGUCAACAUCUUCGUGGUGGCGCUGAUGGUUCUGGCGCUGGCUAGCCAGGACACCCUUGCGUCUGUGCGUGACCUCCGCGGCUAUGGAAGUGCCAAGCAUGUUGUGCUCAUUGGGUUGGAUGGGCUUGACGUGCGAUGCCUCCAUCAAGCCCUUGCAAAUGGAAGCGCCCCCCACUUGGAGUACUUGCGGAACCACGGCGUGUACACAGACAAGGCACGGAACAACCGCCCUGCCGUGAGUUUGCCCAACUGGGCGUCGAUCUUGUACGGCGCGGGCGUCAUGUUCCAUGGGGUGACAUCCAAUGGAUGGACGUACUGCACGCACGACGAAGACGACGUCAACUACACGCCGCCAUAUCUCGACGAGUGUGUGGUGUACCCCGACCUAUUCACCGUGGCGAAGCAGCAACAGCCCGACUUUACGACCGCUUUGUUUUACGAAUGGGUCAACUUUGAUUCGAUUCUGCCCAACGAAACUGUCGCCAUCGACACAAGACGUUUCAUCGACAGCUCGGACUGCGGCGGCACGACCAAUGCGUCAAUUCUACUCACGGACGAAGCGCUGACCCUUAUCACAGCGACCGCCAUGCCGCAGCUGCUGGUGCUCCAUUACGACGAAGCGGAUGCGUGUGCGACAGAGUCGAGCUGCUUUGCCGACAUCGGCCAAUUCGCGAUCGCCGCCGCGGACGCCAACAUUGGCCGCUUGCUGGACGCGGUCGCGUCAGCUGGUCUUGCCAACUCGACCGUGUUUGUUGUCGUGUCGGACCACGGGCGCAACGAAGAUGGCACGCAUCAUGGCGGAAAAGCCAAGUCCAACUUUGAAACCCAGUGGGUCGUGUAUGGCCAAGACAUCAUCGAAGGCAGCCGCGAACUCAAAAGCGCCAUCUCCAUCGAAGACACGGCGCCGACAGUCGCCCACUUCUUAGGAUUUGACGCUCCGUUAGAGUGGCACGGUCGUGUGGUUCGCGAAGUGCUGCUCCAAGCCAACGAAAGCCUCUACUCGGCCGCCAAAAGUCCUUGGGGGACGUGCUUGAAUGCCGAUUGCGGCAACCGCAAACUAGGCCUCCCCGACGUCCAAAAGGUAGUCGAAGUGAACUGGACUAUGGGGAUUGUCAGCACGUGCGUCGUGGUGGGCGGGCUAUGUCUGGCUAUGUUUGUGCGCUUUUACUCGUAUCGGCGAGGGUAUGAAGAAGUGUAAACGCACAUUCAAUAUAUAUUUGUCUGUACAUGGUAUAACG